UCAUAUUUUACUUUCUGUUUGAGAGUUGAAGGGAUUUUUUUAGCGGUUUUUAUUCAUUCAUGAAGAAGUGUCGUCAUUGGCAGAGGAUUCUAAUCCUCUCCUUUCUCUCUUUCUUUGUAUUCGCCCAAUUCGUAUUGGUUUCGCAGAGACUUAAACCCAUAGCUUUUAUUGGGCGGAAGGAUUUUGUGGGGGAAUUAACCAGUAUUAAGUAUAACACAGAUGAUAGAAGACUUAAUGCAAUUGAACAGGAAGCUGCCAAAGGACUGAAAGGUCCAAAAGUAGUUGUUUUCAAAGAGAAUGAUUUUAGUUCUACAGUUGAUCGCAUGUCUGAUGGGAAUCAUGAUUCGGAUCGACCAAGGGAUCCAAAAGAUGCUGAUAUUCUAGAAAUGAAAGAUUCAGAAACUUAUGGUAAAGGGAACGAUGAGCAUCCAAAUAUGCAGAAUAUAAUACAGAUGAACUCCAGGGAAAAGUCUCAAUCACACAAGGUAACAGAUGAGAAGGUAAAGCAGAUGAGAGAUCAGGUCAUUAGAGCAAAAGUGUACCUAAAUUUUGCACAGCCUGGUCAUAAUAACCACUUGCUGAAAGAGCUGCGAACACGAAUUAAAGAGGUUGAACGGACAGUCGGUGAAGCCAGCAUGGAUUCAGAACUGCCAAGGAGGGUUUCACAGAAAAUGAGAUCUAUUGAGGUUUUGUUGGCUAAAGCAAGUCAAGUAUUCCCUGACUGCUCUGCGAUGGCCAGAAAAAUUCGUGCCAUGGCUUAUAAUGCUGAAGAACAGAUUCGGGCACGAAAGAGUGAAGAGUCGUAUCUUGUUCAACUUGCUGGAAGGACUACCCCUAAAGGCCUUCACUGCCUCUAGACAGCUGAAUAUUUUUCCCUUCAACCCGAGGAAAGGCAGUUCCCUAACCAAAAAAAAAUUAAUGAUCCAGACCUUUAUCACUAUGCAGUAUUUUCUGACAAUGUCCUCGCUUGUGCUGUGGUUAUUAACUCCACAAUUUCAUCUGCAAAGGAGCCGGAGAAAAUUGUUUUUCAUGUGGUAACCGAUUACCUCAACCUCCCAGCAAUUUCAAUGUGGUUUUUAUUAAAUCCUCCUGGAAAAGCUACAAUCCAUAUUCAGAGUAUAGAAAGCUUUGAUUGGUUGUCUACCAAGUAUAACUCAACAUUGAAGGAACAAAAGUCCUAUGAUCCAAGAUUUACUUCAGCCAUCAACCAUCUGCGGUUCUAUCUGCCAGACAUCUUUCCAGCACUGAAUAAGAUUGUUCUCUUUGAUCAUGAUGUGGUAGUGCAAAGAGAUUUAAUUGAAAUUUGGAGUGUUGACAUGAAGGGGAAAGUAAAUGCAGCUGUAGAGACUUGUCUGGAAAGUGAAGCCUCUUUUCGUUCGAUGCCUAUUUUAUUGAACUUUUCAGACCCAUUUUUGGGUAAGAGGUUUAAUGCUAAUGCCUGCACAUGGGCAUUUGGUAUGAAUUUGUUUGAUCUCCAAGAAUGGAGAAGAAAAAAGUUAACCAUGCUCUACGGAAGUUACCUGCAACUGGGACUUAAGAGGCCAUUGUGGAAGGCAGGAAGCUUGCCCUUAGGUUGGAUUACCUUCUACAACAAUACCGUGGCUUUAGAAAGGAGAUGGCAUGCACUAGGGCUCGGCUAUAACUCUGGCCUUCGGAGGGGUGAUAUCGAGCAGGCGGCAGUUAUACACUAUGAUGGAGUCAUGAAACCCUGGUUGGAAAUAGGAAUUGCUAAAUAUAAAGGUUAUUGGAGCAAACAUUUGUUGUACGACCUCCCUUACUUACAGAAGUGCAAUAUCCACGAAUAAUUGAAGAUUUCGAAGCAUACAAGUGGAAUUAUUUGAUUCAUAACACAUUACCAGUUGCAUCACUCGGAAACCAUUCCUAUUAAUCCGAUUCUUUAACGAUCUUUCAUGUAAUUUUUUGACUCAUUCUUCUCCCCAAAAUAGUUCAGGCGGCAGUAACAUUUCAGGGGUUGAGUAAAUUUGUGGCAGUGGCCAAAGCUAAUAAGUUUCUGUAGGAUGCUCUGCAUUGCAGGUAUACGUCUGUACAUAAUUUUGAUAUAAUCACAAUUCCACUAGGUUCCAAUACGGAUACUUGAAAUGAAAGAGGA
Molecule: messenger RNA, 2110 nt
Organism: Hibiscus syriacus
Lineage: Eukaryota; Viridiplantae; Streptophyta; Magnoliopsida; Malvales; Malvaceae
Product: probable galacturonosyltransferase 6
Molecular function (GO): polygalacturonate 4-alpha-galacturonosyltransferase activity
Source: RefSeq, a predicted model, not a curated record